AUGCCCGAGAUUUGGGGGGGUCUGGAUCACUCGUGGAAUGAGGAAUUUUACCAAGUUCAUUGGCUUCGGGCAAAGGCACUACAGGAUCGAUGGAAGGAAGAACUGAUAUUGGUGGAAUUGGAGAUGGAUUGGACAUGUAAUUUCUUCUUGUUGAAAUCAAACGCAAUGGGGCGACUGGAUGAGGGAAUCAUUGGUGAAACACCUUCUGGGUCAUGCUUGCUACUCUGGAAGGCAAUCCCAAUGUAUUCAUUACUGGCGCAGGAUGCUCAGGCAGCGUUUCAAGACCUGCAGAGCAUGUUAAUAGAUGCCCGAGAUGAAUGA
Suillus paluster is the source of this 321-nucleotide messenger RNA. RefSeq lists its product as uncharacterized. Lineage: Eukaryota; Fungi; Basidiomycota; Agaricomycetes; Boletales; Suillaceae. The transcript has 3 exons. The record is from RefSeq and is a predicted model, not a curated record. Bases 1 to 321 code for a protein of 106 amino acids.